CAGUGUCGGCUUGCUCAACUCCGCCGUCUGACUGGAGUCUACGCUGCCGCCAGGAUGCGAUGGCGGGACCGGCUGGCUGUGCUCUUCUUUCCAGAAGGCAUGAUGCUCACUGUGGCCUCACUGAUGCUCUUCCUUGUACACCUGAGUGUCUUUGCCAGCGACGUGCACAACUUCUGUGUCACCCACCACUACGACCGCAUGAGCUUCCACUACACGGUUGUCCUGAUGUUCUCCCAGGUGAUCGGCAUCUGCUGGGCCGCCAUGGGGUCACUCUACGCUGAGAUGACAGAUAACAAGUUUCUUCGGUGCUUUUCCCUGACCAUCCUGAUGCUAAAUGGAGCCAUGUUCUUCAACCGCCUGUCUCUGGAGUUUCUGGCCAUCCAAUACCGGGAGGAGAGUCACUGAGGCCAGAGGACCGAGCCGAGAAGGGGGAAGGAAAAGGAGGCUUCGGUGUUUUAAUAAAGUCUGUCAUUUAUUUCCA
This is a messenger RNA of Herpailurus yagouaroundi (jaguarundi), 481 nucleotides long. RefSeq names its product catsper channel auxiliary subunit eta (gene CATSPERH). The coding region runs from base 55 to 405 and encodes 116 amino acids. The transcript is spliced from 3 exons. Lineage: Eukaryota; Metazoa; Chordata; Mammalia; Carnivora; Felidae. The record is from RefSeq and is a predicted model, not a curated record.